GUGCUUUUUGGCCAGUUUUCGAUCGCAGGCUUAUAGACCGGCAAAGAGUUGGCGGUUCUAUAUCGAUAAAACGAUAUUCCUGGCCGUCUGGCUGCUGGUGUCCCUGACCUUAUCCGUAUUCAAGCACAUCAAGACCGUCUCCAGUGUCGACACGCUAAGUCCCGCUACAGAGAAGUUUGAGAAGCUGAACAACGCACUGUACGGCUGGUCUAACCUGUUGGUGUAUGUGUACUGCUUGGCCGUGUUGGGGAUUGCGUAUAUCACCAACAAGGCUAUGCGUGGCGAAUGGAACUACGGCGUUCGGCACAGGUACGCCCCCUGUUAA
Molecule: messenger RNA, 325 nt
Organism: Sphaeroforma arctica JP610
Lineage: Eukaryota; Ichthyosporea; Ichthyophonida
Exons: 2
Source: RefSeq, a predicted model, not a curated record